CCGGAAGAGCGUCUGGCGGGGGCGCGACUUCCUUAUCUGCAGCCGCAUUUUGACUCCAGACAGCUUGGACGCGGGAGCGCGCUUAGGCUGGAAGCAGCGGCGGAGACGCGCAGUGUUGUGCUGCGCAGAGCCGGAGCUUCGGCCGCAGGAUGGAGGAAGAUAUUCUGACUACCCUUAAGAUCCUAAUCAUCGGGGAGAGCGGAGUGGGCAAGUCCAGCCUUCUGCUAAGGUUUACAGAUGACACAUUUGAUCCAGAACUUGCGGCUACUAUUGGUGUUGACUUCAAGGUGAAGACGAUUUCUGUUGAUGGUAAUAAAGCAAAGCUUGCUAUAUGGGACACUGCCGGACAGGAGCGUUUCCGAACACUAACGCCGAGCUAUUACAGGGGUGCUCAAGGUGUUAUAUUGGUUUAUGAUGUCACACGCAGGGAUACAUUUGUUAAGCUGGACAACUGGUUAAAUGAGCUGGAGACAUAUUGCACAAGAAAUGACAUUGUAAAAAUGCUGGUUGGAAACAAGAUAGACAAGGAAAGCAGAGAAGUGGACAGGAAUGAAGGUCUCAGGUUUGCACGAAAACAUUCUAUGUUGUUUAUAGAGUCCAGUGCGAAGACCAGAGACGGUGUUCAGUGUGCCUUUGAGGAACUUGUUGAAAAGAUUAUACAAACUCCUGGACUAUGGGAAAGCGAGUCUCACAGCAGAGGCGUUAGGUUGUCUGAUGAAGAAGGUGGCAGAGGAGGACCUUGCAGCGGAUAUUGCUCCAUGCUAUAAAAUAGUUGUUGUACCCUCCGCCUAUUUAAUCAUAUAUAGUGAUACCAGUUUUCUGUAUAUAAAUCAUUUACAGUAAACAUAGGGACCUUUCCAGUUUGCACACAUUUGUUUGUAUCAUGAGACUUCUAUUUGUAAAACACUGUCCAACAGAUUUGCAGUCAGAAAAGUUAAGCGCAUGAAACUGACUUUUUACUGCUGGUGUGAUCAGAACUACAUUAGCAAGUGCAUUGGCUACGAUGUCAUUUGUUCAUGUACUUUAAACUCUUAUUUACAUUACAGCACUAUUCUAAACUAUGAAUGCUCAGUCCUAUUUGCCCACCCGACUUCUUUCCUUGCUUACAACUAUCCAUAUGUGUCUGUUAAAACCCUUGAGUGUUACACAAUCCCAGCGUGGCCAUUGCAGAGAAUGACCCCUGCCUUGCUCUGGAUGCUCACAACAGUAUGUUCAAGCAGAUGUCUUUUUAUCACGUUGCCAAGAAAAUGCAAUUUCCUCUGAUAGGUAAUAACCACCAGAUAUGUAUAUGUUUGUAAGUAGCUUACGACUUCCCUGACAACUCAUCAACUCUCCACACGUCUCCUGAUUGUGUGUUUAUGGUUCUUGGAGGCAUCAUACUUCAGUUUACAGCACUUGUUUCCUGUCCGAUUCCUAACUGUUAGUGGCAUUUUCAUGUUACUGUAACACCGAAUGGAAUGAUGUCUUCCCAGUGCAUGUUGUGACGGGUCAUCUGUUUUCUCUACUCCUCUUUCUGUGUGGUUUGCAAUCCAUUACAUUGAAGGUAACUCUAAAGUAUAUAGUCCUUUAUACAUAAAACUAAUUCUAAGUUUUGUUACUCUACCAUGUUGAGCAGGUGGGAAUAAUUUAAUCAAUAAUAAUUUGUAGUAUGGGUAAUGCUAAAAAUCCAGGCAUAUUGUAUAAAACCCAUCUCCUUAUUGCUGGUGAUAUUGACUCAAGAAUUCAUGGCAUUGUUGGAUUAAUUGCAUGACCCUCUUUGCCCGUCUCCCCUGCUUUUUGGUUAAAAGGACAAAUGUUCCAAACCAAAAAUUGCUUGCUUUCAUUCCCAUAAUGCACAUCACUCUGAGUAUCGGGAGUAUGUGUCUGCUGUGCAGGAUGAGAGUGGGGACAUGGACCCAUUGGGAAGUGAAAUGGGACGAGAGAGGUCAGUAGGAUUUUUUUUUUUUCUUUAUAUUGUUAUCCUGUAAUACUAAUAGUCAGUCACUCCACACAGCCUGGCCAAAAAGUUUAUUGCAGAAAAUUCCUAAUCGACCUACAAUUGCCUUCAGCCUGCUAAGAAUCUUUACGCAAAGCACGUUAUAACUUAUCUGCAGAUAUAAAUAAACCUGAUCUUACCAUUCA
Molecule: messenger RNA, 2121 nt
Organism: Pseudophryne corroboree (corroboree frog)
Lineage: Eukaryota; Metazoa; Chordata; Amphibia; Anura; Myobatrachidae
Gene: RAB18
Product: RAB18, member RAS oncogene family
Exons: 7
Coding region: 150-767 (205 amino acids)
Biological process (GO): vesicle-mediated transport
Molecular function (GO): GTPase activity; GTP binding
Source: RefSeq, a predicted model, not a curated record